AUGAGAAAUGCAAUGAAUAUACUUUGUGAUGGCUAUAAUGCUUUGAAGGACCUACGAAAUGAGGAAGAAUCAACUUUAAAAUAUCUUGGUCUAGACGGAAUAGAAUCAAUUGAAAGAGUCAUCAUAGAAAUGAAACACUUACACUAUUAUGAAGACAAACAACUACUCAGAGAUUAUUUACAACAAUUAAAAGGUGGUAGAGAUAAUAAUCAACAACAACCCCAUCAAAGAAGCAAUAAUCCUCUAAAGAAUCUGAUAGGCUGGAUCAAAUCACCAAAAGACAAUAAUUGA
This is a messenger RNA of Cavenderia fasciculata, 291 nucleotides long. RefSeq lists its product as uncharacterized. The record is from RefSeq and is a predicted model, not a curated record. Lineage: Eukaryota; Evosea; Eumycetozoa; Acytosteliales; Cavenderiaceae. The coding region runs from base 1 to 291 and encodes 96 amino acids. The transcript has a single exon.